Messenger RNA from Emericellopsis atlantica, 2664 nucleotides. RefSeq lists its product as uncharacterized. The record is from RefSeq and is a predicted model, not a curated record. Bases 1 to 2664 code for a protein of 887 amino acids. The transcript is spliced from 2 exons. Gene Ontology annotation, molecular function: nitrate reductase (NADPH) activity; molybdenum ion binding; heme binding. Gene Ontology annotation, biological process: nitric oxide biosynthetic process; nitrate assimilation. NCBI's taxonomy places the organism in Eukaryota, Fungi, Ascomycota, Sordariomycetes, Hypocreales, Bionectriaceae.
AUGUCUACCCACGUCACGUAUCCCCCAAGUCCACCUUCUACCGCAAAGCAUUCGAGAUCGGGCAGUCCCGACACGUCCGCGAGAGAAGAACACCUGGUUGACACGGCUGACUCGUCUUCGUCCGAGCUGGCGAAAGUAUAUCCUCUACCACCUUCGUCCAGCAAGAAAAGCGUGCUGAAGGAGGACCUGAAGACGCCCGACAGUCAUGUUGAGCGAGAUCCUCGGCUGAUUCGCCUUACGGGUGUCCAUCCCUUUAAUGUCGAGCCACCGCUGAGCGACCUUUACGACCAAGGCUUUCUCACCAAUGAAGAUCUCCAUUACGUUCGCAACCAUGGGCCUGUCCCUCGUUGUGCAGAUGAGGACAUGCUGGACUGGGAGUUUACCGUUGAGGGCAUGGUUGAUAACCCCAUCACGAUGAGCGUAAGGGACCUGUUGGCCGAUCAUGAGCAAGUCACGUAUCCUAUCACACUUGUCUGCGCUGGCAACCGGCGAAAGGAGCAGAAUAUGGUUCGGAAGUCCAAGGGCUUUUCCUGGGGAGCAGCGGGCUUGUCCACCGCGUUGUGGACAGGCGUGCCCAUCGGUGACCUGCUCGCUCGCGCCAGACCUCGACGGGGAGCGAGGCACGUCUGCUUUGAGGGCGCGGACAAACUCCCCAACGGAUACUACGGCACCUCUUUGAAGCUCAACUGGUGUAUGGACCCGAAUAAGGGGGUUUUGGUGGCGCACAAGAUGAACGGCGAGAAGCUCCAUCCGGACCACGGGAAGCCCAUUCGCAUCGUUGUGCCUGGGCAAAUCGGCGGUCGAAGUGUCAAGUGGCUCAAGAAGAUUAUUGUUACAGCCGAACCGAGUGAUAACUGGUAUCACAUCUACGACAACCGCGUGCUACCGACCAUGGUCACACCGGAAGCCAGCGCCAACCUGCCUGAUGUCUGGAAGGAUGAAAAGUACGCCAUUUACGACCUCAACUCGAACAGCGCAAUCUGCUACCCAGCACAUGGAGAGAAGAUACCAACAACGGGCGAGAAUACGAGCUACAACGUCAGGGGCUACGCAUAUGGCGGCGGCGGCAAGCGGAUCACCAGGAUGGAGGUCACUCUCGACAAGGGCAAAUCAUGGCGCCUCGCGAACAUAUACUACCCAGAAGACGACUAUCGCGCCGCGCCCGAUGGUGACACUCUCUACGGCGGGCGCGUGGACAUGUGGUGGCGUGAAACAUGCUUCUGUUGGUGUUUCUGGUCCCUGGACAUUCCACUGGACGAUCUUUGUUCUGCUGACGACAUCAUGGUUCGCGCAAUGGACGAGGGCAUGAUGGUGCAGCCGAGGGACAUGUACUGGUCUGUGCUGGGUAUGAUGAACAAUCCUUGGUUUCGCGUUGUGAUACAAAAGGAGAACCACUCGUUGCGCUUCGAGCAUCCAACACAACCGGCCCUCAUGCCGGGUGGCUGGAUGGAGAGAGUGAAGAAGAACGGCGGCGAUUUGAGCAAUGGCUUCUGGGGUGAAAGGAUGACUGGUGAAGACGAGACCGUUGUGGUCGAAUCGGAGCCAGCGAAAGACAUCUGCAUGACAAACGACAAGGUCAAGCGUACCAUUACCCUUGAAGAGCUGCAAGCUCAUGCGAGCGAAAAGGAGCCGUGGUUCGUUGUCAAUGGCGAGGUGUACGAUGGAACCUCCUUUUUGGAGGGACACCCCGGUGGCGCAACGUCCAUCACAGCUGCCGCUGCCCAGGACGCCACCGAAGAAUUCGUCACUAUCCAUAGUGAGAACGCCAAAGCCAUGAUGCCCGACUACCACAUUGGCACGCUCGACCCUGCUUCUCUCAAAGCCCUGACCACUGGUGGUGAAGAAGAACAACAGCCUGACGCCAACCGCGCCGUCUUCCUCCAGCCCAAGUGCUGGACAAAAGCCAUUCUCGAGUCCAAGGACAGAGUGUCCCCCGAUUCAUUCAUCUUCACCUUUCGUCUAGACCACGAAGCACAGAAAAUUGGUUUGCCGACGGGCCAACAUCUCAUGGUGCGACUACGUGAUCCCGCGACUCGCGAGGCCAUUAUAAGGGCGUACACACCGCUAUCGGAAGCCGACGAGAAGGGCCUCCUAAGGAUACUUAUCAAAGUAUACUACGAUACGCCUGACCGCCAGGGUGGCAGGAUGACACAGGCCCUCGAUGCCAUCCCCACCGGGCACUUUGUGGACUUUAAAGGCCCUGUUGGGAAAUUUGAGUAUCUCGGUCAGGGCCGAGUCAGUGUUUCCGGGCAGACGAGGCAUAUUCGUCGGUUCAUCAUGGUCUGCGGUGGAUCGGGUAUCACCCCCAUCUUCCAGGUUCUGACGGCAGUCCUGAAGGAUCCCAAGGACGAGACAAAGUGUCUCCUGUUGAAUGGCAACCGGGAGGAGACAGAUAUUCUGUGCAAAGUAGAAUUGGACGAACUAGCCAAGCUGCACCCGGCGCGCUACCAGCUCAUCCACACGCUUUCAAAGCCUAGUCUCGCGUGGGCCGGGAGGAGAGGCAGAAUGGACAAGGCCUUUUUCUCAGAAGAGGUCGGCGCACCCUACAAAUCUGGGAUCGGAGACGAGAUGGUCCUUGUCUGUGGGCCGAAACCCAUGGAGCAAACGGUCAAGGAGGUGUUUCUGGGAAUGGGCUGGAGCGAGGACAAUUUGCUGUUCUUCUAG